Molecule: messenger RNA, 935 nt
Organism: Hydatigera taeniaeformis
Lineage: Eukaryota; Metazoa; Platyhelminthes; Cestoda; Cyclophyllidea; Taeniidae
Source: the annotation of a GenBank genome assembly
GACUUUUGUUGCGGACUGCAGAUGGGGCUAUCGUUACCAUUCGGCACACAUUGCUACCUUCGCCCUAUCCACGAAUUCAGUUCGAAGAGGCUGUUGACAUUCAACGCUCUUUUAACAGCUUAUUCCUUCGUGUGGCCUCAGACUACGAAUUUAUGGAGUCAACUUUUAAACCCUUGUCAGCUGCUAAUGCUAGCCCACCAACCACAUCGUGCCUACUGUUGUCCGCACCAAGGAGUGUUGAAAAGCUACGUGGCUGUCCAUCGGCAACGAGAUUUGGAAGUGCGAUUGCUCGUGCGGUGGAGGAGUACGUGAAGAGUAGUGCACACUUGCAACGCACUUGUCUUCCGGCUGUCCUUAUGGUGGUGUCGGAGAACGAGACAAACAUCUACGAUCAGCGCAGCAUAGAGGAGGCUAUGUUGUGUGCCAAUGUCGCCCUUCGUCUUCUUCGGCGUACGUUUGCUGAGCUGGGAGAGUCGGCAAGACGUGUGGUUGUGGAGGAGAGCACUGGACGUCUCUUUGUAGAUGGUCAUGAAGUUGCCCUCGUGUACUACCGCACAGGCUAUGCUCCGCACCACUUUGAUGAGGAGGCUUGGCAGACGAAACUGCGAUUGGAGCGAAGUCUUGCAAUCAAGUGUCCCUCGAUUGAUUAUCUGUUGGCGAACAUGAAGUUGGUACAGACCGCUCUCGCCGCCGGUUCGACGUCGUUGUCGCGUUUUGGAGUCAGUGUAGGGACGGCGGAGCGUCUGGCGGCCGCUUUUGCGCGUCAGACGGUGCUCUCGACGGACUUUAAUUUUGCCGACCCAGUGGUGAUAGAGAAGAUGGUGGAUGAGUGUCGUCGAGGGCCGGACAAGUUUGUUCUAAAGCCACAGCGUGAGGGUGGUGGGAAUAACGUCUUUGGAGGUGAGACGACGGGCACUUGUUUAGUGACUCUGUGA